Messenger RNA from Arachis stenosperma, 1592 nucleotides. Its product is annotated as 7-methylxanthosine synthase 1-like. Gene Ontology annotation, biological process: methylation. The record is from RefSeq and is a predicted model, not a curated record. Gene Ontology annotation, molecular function: S-adenosylmethionine-dependent methyltransferase activity. The transcript has 5 exons. NCBI's taxonomy places the organism in Eukaryota, Viridiplantae, Streptophyta, Magnoliopsida, Fabales, Fabaceae. The coding region runs from base 29 to 1231 and encodes 400 amino acids.
AUUCAUAACACCAGCAAACACGUAACAAAUGAGCACCUUAAUUAUCUUGGGUUCAACAGAACGUACCAAGUGCAUUACUACAAAGGAAGGACUAAGAGAAGACAUGGAAGUUGAUACGUCAACCCAAAAUAUCCUGCACAUGAAUAGUGGUGUAGGAGACAAAAGCUAUGCACAUAACUCUUUCUUUCAAAGAAAGGCAAUCAUCCAGGCAAAACCAAUAUUAGAAGAAAGUAUCACAAGACUCUAUCAUAAUAAUAUUGUUCCUAAGUGUUUGAAGGUAGCUGAUUUAGGGUGUUCUUCAGGACCAAAUGCUCUUCAAGUUGUAUCAAAUAUCAUCAACAUUGUUGACACAACUAGCUCCAACUUGAAUCUUACUUCACCUAAUUUCCAAUUCUAUUUGAAUGAUCUAUUUGAAAAUGAUUUCAAUACUAUUUUCAAAUCACUCCCUCAAUACCACAAGACAUUAUUGGAAGAAAAGAAGGAACUCAAGAUUGGUUCAUGUUUCAUUAAUGCAACUCCAGGGACAUUCUACAACAGACUCUUUCCAACUUCUUCCAUACACUUCUUCCAUUCUUCCUAUUGUCUACACUGGCUUUCUCAGGUUCCAGAGAAGUUGAUUGAAGGAGAAGAAGCACUUAGAUGGGACAACAUAUAUUUAACAAGAACAAGUCCUGUGUCAAUGCACAAAGCAUAUUUGGAACAAUUCCAGAAGGACUUCAAACAGUUCCUGAAAUCACGUUCAGAAGAAUUGGUAACAGGUGGUGGGAUGCUUUUGGCAUUCAUUGGAAGACAAGAUACUUCAGAAAUUAGAACUGCUUGGGAGCUAAUUGACAUGUCGCUCAAGGACUUGCUCUUAGAGAAAUUGAUUGAAAAGGAAACUUUGGAAUGCUUCAAUAUGCCAAAUUAUGACCCUUCAAUGGAAGAAGUUAAACAAGUAAUCGAGGAAGAAGGAUCUUUCAUUCUUCAGAAACUGGAAACGGUUCAUCAGGAUUGGGACCCCAACACAAAUGGAGGAGGCAAUGAUAAGAAUAAGGUUGAUGAGAAUAUGAGAGGGGAGAUUUUAGCUAAAUACAUUAGAGCUAUUACUGAACCCCUUUUAAAGGCACAUUUCGGAGAAUUGAGAAUGGAUGAGUUAUUCCUUAGGUUGGAAAAUAAGGCGGUCCAACUUAUUAAGGAGAUUAAAAUAUUCAAAUUUCCUAUCCUUGUAAUAUCCCUUAUUAAAAAUGCUUAAUACAGGAUCCCUUUAUGUAUGUACUAUGAUAAUGUAUGUUAGUGCUAUUCAUAUUUUGUGAAUAACAUGUAUGUUGUGACAGAAUUUGAUUGAAAAGGCAACUAUGAGUCUAUGACUCGUCAAUGAAAGGAAGUUAAAUACAUUAGAGCUGUUACUGAACCCCAUUUAAAGGCACAGUUCGGAGAAAGGAUCACGGAUGAGCUAUUCCUUAUGUUUAAAGAUAAGGUUGCACAACUUGUUAGGGAGAUUCAAAUAUUGGAAUUUCCUAACUUUGUAGUGUCUCUUAAUUUUUAGGAGGAGUGAUAGGGCUAGUAACUUUUGUAUUUUAUAACUAUCAAUUGGUCAUCAAUAAUGUUUUUAA